This is a messenger RNA of Diversispora eburnea, 6651 nucleotides long. The record is from the annotation of a GenBank genome assembly. NCBI's taxonomy places the organism in Eukaryota, Fungi, Glomeromycota, Glomeromycetes, Diversisporales, Diversisporaceae.
AUGUAUCAAAGUUUUAUACGUUCCCCAAGUCCGAUUCGAAAUUCAAUGCGCAUUCCAAUGCGUCGUGUCGGAAAUUUAGUAUCUUUAGUUCCUAAAACUACAACUACAACUACAACCUUAAAAAAUCCAAUCAAAAUAUCUCGCAGCAAUUAUCAUAACUUUUCUAAAUCCACAAUUAAUACAAAUAAUCGAAUAUUUACGAUACCAAAAGUCAAAGAGUCAAAUCAUGUUUAUCCAUUAUCCACUUUCAAUUCAUACCUUAAUCCUUCUUUACAUUCUUUACGACCGAAGAAAGUGAACUCUCGAAUAUCUUAUCACUUUUAUAGUACAACCGCUGAAACAAAUCCUCUUGAUUCUAUUAUUAAAUCGAACAAAGUUAAUGUGGACAAAGUACUUGUUGUAGGAUCAGGUGGUUUAUCCAUUGGGCAAGCUGGUGAAUUUGAUUAUUCUGGUUCACAAGCUAUCAAAGCAUUACGUGAAUCAGGUGUCCGAACAGUUUUGGUAAAUCCAAAUAUUGCCACCAUUCAAACAUCACAUGCUUUGGCGGAUACCGUUUAUUUCCUUCCCGUGACAGUUGAAUAUUUAACUCACAUUAUUGAACGUGAACGUCCUGAUGGAAUCCUUCUUACUUUUGGUGGUCAAACUGGAUUAAAUGUUGGUAUUAAAUUAGAACAAAUGGGUGUUUUGUCUAGACUUGGAGUUAAAGUAUUGGGAACUCCAAUUCGAACUUUGGAAGUAAGUGAAGAUAGAGAUUUAUUCGCUCAAGCAUUAAAAGAAAUUGAUAUCCCUGUUGCUGAAUCAACUGCUGUUUCUACUAUCGAUGAUGCACUUGCUGCUGCUGAACAAAUUGGUUACCCUAUAAUUGUUCGUUCCGCUUUUUCACUUGGUGGUCUCGGUUCCGGAUUUGCAUCAAAUCCCGAAGAACUUCAUAGUUUAGCUGCAAAAUCAUUAGCCUUGGCACCCCAAAUUUUAGUGGAAAAAUCAAUGAAAGGAUGGAAAGAAGUAGAAUAUGAAGUUGUUCGAGAUGCCGAAAAUAAUUGUAUUACCGUAUGUAAUAUGGAAAAUUUUGAUCCUUUGGGUAUUCACACUGGUGAUUCGAUCGUUGUUGCACCAAGUCAAACUUUAAGUGAUGAAGAAUAUCAUAUGUUAAGAACCGCUGCUAUCAAAAUCAUUCGUCAUUUGGGAGUGGUGGGUGAAUGUAAUGUUCAAUAUGCCUUGAAUCCUGAAAGUCUUGAAUUCAAAGUUAUUGAAGUUAAUGCACGUCUUAGUCGUAGUAGUGCACUAGCUUCAAAGGCAACCGGUUAUCCUCUCGCAUUUAUUGCUGCAAAAAUUGCUUUGGGACAUACACUUCCAGAACUUCGAAAUGCGGUUACCAAAACUACCACCGCAUGUUUUGAACCAUCAUUGGAUUAUAUAGUAACAAAAAUUCCAAGAUGGGAUUUAAGUAAAUUUCAACAUGUCAAUCGUGAAAUUGGUAGUUCAAUGAAAAGUGUUGGUGAAGUUAUGGCAAUUGGUAGAACCUUUGAAGAAAGUUUGCAAAAGGCCAUUCGUCAAGUUGAUCCUUCAUUUAAGGGCUUCCAAGCUUUACCUUUCUCAGAUCUCGAUAAAGCUCUUAGUGUUCCCACGGACAGACGAUUAUUUGCUAUAGGUCACGCUAUGCUUGAAAAGAAUUAUACGAUCGACCAAAUUCAUGAUCUUACGAAAGUUGAUAAAUGGUUCCUCCAUAAACUUGGAAAUAUUGUAAAUAUUCAACAUGAUAUUAAACAUGCCGGAAAAUUGGAGAAUAUUCCAAAAUCAUUAUUACAAGAUGCUAAAAAGAAAGGAUUUUCGGAUGCUCAAAUUGCUGGAUUUUUACAAGACACUACUGAAGAUCAAGUACGACAAGCCAGAAAAGGUUAUGGAAUUACACCAUUUAUAAAAAGGAUUGAUACAUUGGCAGCAGAAUUUCCUGCUCAAACCAAUUAUUUAUAUGCCACUUAUAAUGCGUCAACUCAUGAUGUAAAAUUUGAUGAACAUGGAACUAUGGUAUUAGGUUCAGGAGUAUAUCGAAUUGGUUCAUCAGUAGAAUUUGAUUGGUGUGGAGUUUCAGCCAUUCAAUCUCUUCGUAAUAUGGGAAAGAAAACGAUCAUGGUAAAUUAUAAUCCGGAAACUGUUUCAACCGAUUUUGAUGAAUGUGAUCGACUUUAUUUCGAAGAACUUUCUUAUGAAAGAGUUAUGGAUAUUUAUGAAGCCGAAAAAGCUCGUGGAGUGGUAGUUUCAGUAGGAGGUCAAUUACCACAAAAUAUUGCACUUCGUUUACAUGAAAGUAAUGUGAAUGUAUUAGGAACUAGUCCCGUGAUGAUCGAUAAUGCCGAAAAUCGAUUCAAAUUUUCACAAAUUUUGGAUAAAAUUAAUGUGGAUCAACCUGAAUGGAAAGAAUUAUCAAUUUUAGUUCGUCCGUCAUAUGUACUUUCAGGUGCAGCCAUGAACGUUUGUCAUGAUCAUGAAACAUUACACAAAAAUUUAUUCGAAGCAACAUCAGUUUCACCUUUACAUCCCGUGGUGAUCACUAAAUUCAUAUCUUCAGCUGCGGAAAUAGAUAUUGAUGCAGUUGCGCAUAAAGGGAAAUUAUUAAUUCAUGCCGUAUCAGAACAUGUCGAAAAUGCCGGCGUUCAUUCCGGUGAUGCCACUUUAAUAUUACCACCCCAAGAUAUUGAUGACAAGACCAUGGCACGAUUAAAAGAGAUUGCCGUAAAGGUUGCCAAAGCAUUUGAAAUCACGGGACCAUUCAACAUGCAAAUCAUUAAAAAAGAUAUUCCCGGGGAAGAAUCAGAACUUAAAGUUAUAGAAUGUAAUUUACGUGCAUCAAGAUCAUUCCCAUUCGUAUCAAAAGUUCUUGGUACCAAUUUCAUUGAAGUUGCUACUCACGCAUUAUGUGAUUAUCAAGUUCCCAAACCAAUUGAUAUUAUGGCCUUGAAGAAAAAUUAUCAAGCAGUUAAAGUUCCUCAAUUUUCUUGGACACGUCUUCAAGGGGCGGAUCCAUUCUUGGGAGUUGAAAUGGCAUCAACUGGAGAAGUUGCAUGUUUCGGUAAAGAUAAAUAUGAAGCAUAUUGGUCAGCGAUUCAAUCAACCCAAAAUUUUAGAAUUCCUAAACCAGGAAGUGGAAUCCUUUUAGGAAAAGAUCAAUAUACCAAAGAAGAUGAUUUUUAUGCGGUAGCAAAUACACUUUCAAAAGAUUUAGGACAUCCACUUUUUACUACCUCACAAAAAGUUACGGAUGAUUUAGCCAAACAUAAUAUUAAAGCUCAAACAUUAACUUUACCCGAAAAUAAUAAACGAGCACUUCAACAAACAUUCCAAAAUAAUCAUAUUGAUUUCGUCUUUAAUCUCGCAUCACUUCGAGCUUCAAAUGUAAAUGAUGGAAAUUAUAUCGCGCGACGAUCGGCAGUAGAUUUUGGAAUACCAUUGGUGAAUGAUAGUAAAUGUGCCAAAUUAUUUGUAGAAUCGAUUAAAAGGAAACGACAAGAAUUAGGUAGUUUAUCAGCAGGAGAAUAUCCAGGAGAAGUUAAAAGUUGUUAUUCUUAUCCUUGGAAAAACACGAUUGCCGGACAAAAGUUUGCACAUAAUUACGACCAUCAAAAUGAUCACGAUAAUAAUAAUCAAAGAAAUUAUGAUGGUGGUCGAUAUGAUAGUUGUUGGUAUCCAUCAAAUUAUAAAAAAGCCAUAAUCAUAGUUAUUGAUGCUCUCAGAUUUGAUUUUGCAAUUCCACACAAUCAUGAGGAUAAUGAGGAUAAUGAUGGUGGGGAAAAGAAAUAUUAUCAUAAUAAACUUCCAAUAUUUGAUUAUCUCCUAAGAACUCAACCGGCAAAUUCAUUAAUCUUUGAAUAUAUCGCUGAUGCACCAACCACAACUUUACAACGUUUGAAAGCUCUCACCACCGGAACUUUACCAACAUUUAUUGAUGCCGGUAGUAAUUUCGCCGGAUCCGCGAUAAUGGAAGAUAAUUUGAUUUAUCAAUUAUAUUGGGAUGUACUCAUUGCACAUUUUUUGGGAGUCGAUCAUUGUGGACAUCGAUAUGGACCGGAUCAUCCGGCAAUGGCAGAAAAAUUACAACAAAUGAAUGAAAUGAUUAAUAAUGUAACUAAAAAUAUUGAAGAAGAUACAAUCGUAUUAAUAAUGGGAGAUCAUGGAAUGGAUUCAAAAGGAGAUCACGGAGGGGAUAGUGAUAAUGAAGUUGAAUCGACACUUUUCAUUUAUAGUAAAAAGCAAUUAAUGAUUCAAGAUUCAAAUUAUUUAAAUAUUCUUUCACGAAUUUAUAAGAAAUUAGAUGAAUUAAAUAAUCAUGGAAUUAAAUCAUUUACAUCAAAAUAUGAAGAGAAAUGGCGAAGUAUUCCACAAAUUGAUUUUGUACCAACUUUAUCUCUCUUAUUAGGAAUUCCAAUUCCUUUUAAUAAUUUAGGAUCUUUAAUACCUGAAGUAUUUCUUCACAAUAAUGGGAAUAAUAAUAGUGUUGAAGAGAAAUUAUUAAAUUUAUUAAAUGGUUUACGACUUAAUUCUCAACAAGUUUAUCGAUAUGCUAAAGAAUAUUCAAUGCAACGAUCAUCAACAGAUUUAUCAACUGAAGAUUUAAAAAUUAUGAAUAAUAUGUUUAAUAAAGCUGAAAAUGAAUACAAAUUAUUUUUAUUUAAAAAACAAACGAUAGAAAAAAAUGAAAAUUCAACGGAAUCUUUGGAAAAUCUGGAAAAUUUAAUUGUUCUUUAUAUGAAUUUUUUGAGAAAUACUUUAUCAAUAUGUCGAAGAGUUUGGGCACAAUUUGAUUUAUCAUUAAUGAUUUCGGGAAUUAGUAUUUUAAUAUCAAGUUGUAUUUGUAUCGGUUUACAUAUUAUUCAAAGUACAAAGAAUCAUUCAACAUUUAAUAAUUACGUGGCGGUUCGACAUAUUUUGGUGGGAGGAAGUUUUGGUGCCGUAUUUGCAAGAUUGGGAUUAAUUAGAUUUAUUAUUAAUAAAUUUAUAAUUUUUAUUGAUUCAAAUAAUUUUACCACUUUAGAUAUUAUAAUUUUUGGUUCAUCAAUCGGUUCAAUCAUUGGUUAUUUUAUUGAAUUUUCAAGAUUUGGAAUUAUUUCACUUAAAAAAAGCAAGAUGAUCACAUCCGAUAAUUUAUUGGCAAUAUUUUUUUUAAUUCUUCAUUCAUCAUUAUUUACAUCAAAUAGUUUUACAAUUCAUGAAGAUCGUAUUAGUUUAGCAUUAAUACAAACAUUUGGAAUUUAUACAUUUAUUAAAUCAUUUAGAAUCAAGGAUGAUCAAUUACGUAAGAGAUUAAUCAUAUUAACGAUAACAUUUUUAAUUAUUUCGCGAAUUUCGGCUUAUUCAACUGUAUGUCGAGAAGAACAAAUGCCUUAUUGUAUAUCAACAUUUUAUGCUUCAAUAUCAACAACUUCUUCAUCACCAAAUGUUUUAAUAAUUUUAGUAACAUUAGGAGUUAUUAUACCAUUCAUUAUACGUCGAAUAUUACAAUUAUCUAAAAGUUAUAAUGGUAUCGCACCAAUUUGGAUUGAUAUUGGAUUAAGAGCUGGAUUAAUUAUUUGGAAAUGGGUAAAAAAUUUUAUAGUUAGAUUAGCAUUUGGAUUGGCUAUUAUAGUUGGAGGUAUUGCUUGGAUAACAAAUCCACUUUGCCUGGAAUUAAAAAUGAUUAAUAUUAAUGAAGAAGGAAAUAAACGAGAGAGCGGAAUAAAUUUAAGUGGAAAUCGAAGAAGGAUUGAUAUCGUAACAUUAAAAACACCGAAAACACCAAAAACGCCAAACACAUCAAACAAAUUAAAAUCAAUAAAUAUAUUAAAUACAUCAUUACAAUCAGAAAAUUCGGAUACUUCAGAUAAUUCAGAAAAUCCGCAACAAAUAAUAGAGUCAGACAAAUCAAAUUCCGGAAAAGUUAUUGCAAUCUUAGGAUAUGGAAAUGCAUUUGGAUCAUCAUAUUUUAUCUUCUUGACAAUCAUUUAUCUUUUAUUAGUAAUAACACAAAAACCGAUGGGAGGAAUUAUGCUAUCAAUUGCGAUAUGUCAAAUUUUAUGUUUAUUAGAAAUCAUUGACACCACAAGAAAUGUAAAUGAAUUAUUGAAUCGGAAAAAGAUGCAAAACAAAAUGAGUCGAAUUAAUCGAAUAAAUCAAACAAGUAAACGAGAGAAAGGUGGCAGAAAUCAACGAAAUCUUGGAGAUAUUGAUGAAUAUAUUCAAGAAAUCGAAAAUUUUUCAACAACAUUAUCAUCAAUACAAUGGUCAACCGGAUUUAUUGGAAUAUCCGAAGCCAAUUUUACGAUUACACCAAUUUUAAUAACUUUAAAUACUCUCGCAUCACAAAUCUUAUUUACUUGUUCAAUUCCUUUAAUAAUAUUUUGGAAUAUUACACCUCGAUCCGAUUAUCCAAUGUUUUAUGAGAUCAUCAAGACGAUCAUGUUUUAUUUAAUUUAUCAAAGUAUAUUAACCACCAGUAGUGUGAUUUGGGCUGGAAUAUUUAGAAGACAUUUAAUGGUUUGGAAAAUAUUUGUACCAAGAUUUUUAUUAGGUGGAAUAAGUUUAUUAUUAGUUGAUCUCGUGAUUUGGAUUUUUGUUUUAGGAAUUGGUUGUUGGAAAGUGAUGAAUGAAGUUACCGGAUUUUUUGAUAUUCAUUAUAAAUAA